Sander lucioperca (pikeperch) is the source of this 1628-nucleotide messenger RNA. RefSeq names its product zinc finger protein Gfi-1b-like. Gene Ontology annotation, biological process: regulation of transcription by RNA polymerase II. The coding region runs from base 492 to 1394 and encodes 300 amino acids. Gene Ontology annotation, molecular function: RNA polymerase II cis-regulatory region sequence-specific DNA binding; DNA-binding transcription factor activity, RNA polymerase II-specific. NCBI's taxonomy places the organism in Eukaryota, Metazoa, Chordata, Actinopteri, Perciformes, Percidae. The transcript is spliced from 6 exons. The record is from RefSeq and is a predicted model, not a curated record.
AACUGUGUCAACAUGUGUGUCAACACUUUCUGAAGAAUUUUCAGCAUAGUCUCUCUUCCUCUCACUUCGGCUUCAUCUGUCUUUCCUAGAUUAAUCUGAUGCUGUGUUAGUUUGUGCACCACUGCAACAUAUCCAUCCAUAAUUUGCACCAAAAGUGUUUUUGUUUUGUUUUCUAAACUAGAGCUGGACAGAUUCCGUGCUACUGUGAGUGUGCAGUGUUUGGGGUUUGUAUGUGAGGAAGCAGUGUGGUUGUCGGCUCAGAGGUGUUUGAGCUGAAACACUUCCUCGUCCGUUUCUACUGUCAUCUCACGACCUGCAGAGAACGUCAACGGCUCACAAUCCAGGCUGACUCCACAUUGUCUCAUAAUACUUUUUUCCCAGUUAAAUUAUUAUUGUGAAGUUUGUGUGUGACGUUAAGAAGAACUGGUGGGAUGUAAAAAUCUGAUAACUUUGAUUUUGGGUGUAGAGCAGAUCUUCCUCCCUUUUGAGUGAUGCCUCGUUCUUUCUUGGUGAAGCGAGGAGGGCUGCACCACCUAGGAAAAAAGACAGGGUCCUGGGAUACGUCCAUGGAGUACUCCACAUCAGAAACACCAGAUAAUGAUGCGGUACCCAUCGCAUUACUGCAGCCGGACCUUCCUGCUGACUGCCACUCUAAUGGAAGUGAUCACCUUCAGCCAUUCAGUCCCAAAUCUUAUGACUGUAGAUCUGCUGUGCCCUGCAUUCCUGUCAACCCAAAUACUUUAAGCCCUGUGGAGAAAGACGAGUCUCGGCCUCCCACACCAGCUGUUUGGUCCAGACCUCAUGUGAGCUCAGAAUAUCCAGUCAAACUGUCUGUGGGACUGGGAGAUUUGACUCAGCACCCUCACAUCCUGAGGGAGACCAGGAGCAGUGGCUGCUUGAAGAUCAGUGCUCCGAGUCAAGAGUGUCCACUCUGUAGCAAAGUAUUUUCAUGUUUGUCAAGUUUGAAGACUCACAUAUGCAAGAGUCACGGAAGCAGAGCACCAGCACACAAGUCCAACAGGACAGAGCGGUCAUCGUGCAGGGGCAAGGAGAGGACAUUUGGCUGUACAGUGUGUGGAAAAGUGUUCAAGCGCUCCUCCACCCUCACUACUCAUCUGCUCAUACAUUCAGACACCCGGCCCUACCCCUGCCAGUACUGUGGCAAAAGGUUCCACCAGAAGUCUGACAUGAAAAAACAUACCUUCAUACACACUGGCGAGAAGCCCCAUGUGUGUCAGAUAUGUGGGAAGGCAUUCAGCCAGAGCUCCAACCUCAUCACCCACAGCCGUAAACACAGGGACGACCGGCCCUACCGCUGUCCUCGCUGCCUCUACGGCUUCCAGCACAAAGUGGACCUUAGGCAGCACCAGGACCACCACUGCACCUACCGCUGACUCUGACACCGCCGAGUCAACAUCAUAGCCUUUUUUUUAUUUUUUUUUAAUAACCAGCGAUAACACAUUCAGGACAGAAAGCUACUGAGUGUGUUGACUACUUUUUCCCAGUAUGUGAAAUACAGUUUUUUUAUAUUUAUAUACAAGAAGUUCACUAUUAUUUGUUAACAUCAUGUUUACAGCAAGAAAAAGUAAUUGCCCCUUGUGGGAUUAAUAGUUGUUGAAUUGAAGUGA